UUAAUGGGGCCAUGAGGCAUCCUGCUCUUGUCCCUUAUGCUUAGUUACAGUAAAGGGGGGUAUUAGACAACAGUAAUGCUGGCUGAUCUGAGCACUCUGUCUGCUGUGUAGUCUGGGGGGAUCACCAUGGGGAGCACCAGCAAGGUGGCCAACUUGUGGAACAGGAGACCGAGUCUUUUCCCCAACUACAAAGUUGCGGAUUCAGACAUUAAUCGAAGACCCUCGGAGAUUGCCUAUCCGCUGGCCAAGAAAAGCUGCAUGAAGACAUGGAACUCCAUGCAGGAGCUGAGCAGGGACAUCUACGACAUUUAUGCUGAGUACGAAGAAGAACAGGAUGACAAAGCUAUAUAUUGCUCUUCCAAGCAUGUUUCACUCUCCAAGAAGAACUACAUGAUCAACAUCAAUGUAGGGGGUAAGCCCUACCAGAUAGCCUACAAGACGGCCGCCAAGUAUCCAAAGACCAGAAUAGGACGACUGGCCACCUACACGGACCACAACAUGAAGUUGGACUUGUGUGAUGACUACAUUGUGGCCACCAAUGAGUACUUCUUUGACAGGGAUCCAGAUGUCUUCCACAGCAUCUUCAGCUUCUACCGGACCGGUGUGCUGUGGAUCAAGGACGAGUUGUGUCCCCGCAACUUCCUGGAGGAGAUCAACUACUGGGGCGUGAGGAUCAAGAACACCCACCGCUGUUGUCGCAUCUCCUUCGAGGAGCGGCAGGAUGAGCUGAACGAUCAGCUGAAGAUCCAGAGGGAGCUGGAGGCAGAGGUGGAGAUCGAGGAGAAUGAGGAGCUCUUCCAUGACAUGUUCAUGGGCCAGAAGCGCAGAGCUAUCUGGAACUUGAUGGAGAAGCCGUUUUCAUCCGUCAAGGCCAAGCUGAUGGCGUUGGCCUCCAGCUUGUUUGUCCUGAUCUCCCUGGUGGCCAUGACUCUCAACACAGUGGAGGAGAUGCAAUACAGAACUCCCACAGGUCAGCUCAGUGGGAAGACAUACUGGGAACACGUGGAGUCCAUGUGCAUCGCCUUCUUCACAAUGGAGUUCCUGCUCCGUCUGGUGUCCACUCCUGACCUCAAAUCCUUCAGCAGGAGCGUGCUCAACGUGGUGGACCUGAUCGCCAUCCUGCCUCAGCAUGUGCAGGCCAUCUUGGAGUUCUUUGACAAUGAGGAGAAUUACAUGAAGCACGAGGCCGACAUGCAGGCGGUGGGGCAGGUGGGAAAGCUGGGCCAGGUGUUGCGGAUCAUGAGACUGAUGCGAAUCUUUCGGAUCUUGAAACUGGCACGACACUCCACAGGUCUGCGGGCCUUCGGCUUCACUUUGCGUCAGUGCUACCAGCAAGUGGGCUGCCUCUUCCUUUUCAUCGCCAUGGGCAUCUUCAGCUUCUCGGCCAUGGUUUACACUGUGGAGCAUGACAUGCCGCAGACAAACUUCACCAGCAUUCCUCAUGCAUGGUGGUGGGCAGCUGUCAGCAUCUCCACUGUGGGCUAUGGCGACAUCUACCCAGAGACCAUACUGGGUCGUCUCUUCGCUUUCAUCUGCAUCUCUUUUGGAAUCAUCCUCAACGGUCUGCCCAUAUCCAUUCUCUUCAACAAGUUCUCAGACUAUUACUCUAAACUCAAGUCCAAUCAGUACACAGCCUCCACCAAGAAUCGGGGGAAGGUGAGAUUUUCCAAGAGGACAAUGAAAAGGCUCAACCACUGCUUUUGUCAAGCACACUAAUUUCUUUUCUUUUUUUAUUAAUAAAUAAUAUGCUUUUGGCAGCUUUUGUAGUUGGGAAGCCAGUGGGGGAUCACAUGCUUCUAUUCUAUCUUCACUCUCUCCAAGGGUGUAUGACUGACGGUUUUAUGAAAAUAUUUGCUUUUUGUAUACAGAUACAUAUUUACAUAUUUUAUAUAUACUACAUUUCUGUCAAAAAAGAAUUAAUAGUCAUAGUCAAUAAUUAAAAGUAUCCACUAGUUUAGACUUGCUAUUUACAUCUAUCUCUAUAUUAUCAUUUAGAGAAAUUACACAAAACAGAGUUCCUUUUCAGUGGUAAACUCUUCAUACCUGUCCAUCAUUACAAAUUAAAUGUAUGUGUACCACCAUUCUUAAAACCCACAACAGAAUAUUUCAAUUUACAAAUAUACUGUAUUGAAUAUGUCAUGUACAAUUGUAUGUACAAUUUUGAAAACAUGUAUACAAUGAUGAAAAACACAUCUACAAUAUAUACAUUUGAUGUAAUUAUACAGCUGCACAAAUGUGAAUAUUUCUCUAUAUCACAUGGCUUCAGUGAAGUUGGAACAAGCAUAUAAGGAAUAUGCUUACAUUUGAUAUUGUCACCCAAUGUGGGAAGAUGUUACUUCAAUUUAAAAUGUAAAAAUUGUUUUAUCAUGUUUUACAAGCAGUCCUCUUUAAUCAGAUUCCCACAGCGAAAAUGUGUAAUAUUGUCAACAGUUUGGGUGAAAAUGUCAAACUUGUGGUUUGGUCUGGGCAAUGGGGAAUGAAUGAAAAAGCUUUUACUAUAACCAGAGCAGCUCUCAGGGAAUUGAUCUUUUUGUUUAUCUACGAUAUAAUUCUAUGCCUAACUGAUUUUUAAACAUGUCCUUUUCAGAGACAGUUUACAAUCAUUAGUAUAGAUCUGAGUGAAAAAUAUUAGUUUCUUUAUAAUUGCAGCUGCAAUGUCUUAAAUCUGUGUGCUGUGCUCACACAGGAGAUCUGCAGGGGCUUGCAAAGUGUACUUCACCUUCAAUUACUGGUACUCCUUUACGUGUUUGCAAUGUUUAAUAGCCUAUGAAGUAUGCACUAUGAUUGACUUGCAUUGCAUGCAACUGUAUGUCACACGAUACAGUCUGAUACUCUGUUAUUAAUAAACACUGUAGCUACUACUUA
Messenger RNA from Perca fluviatilis (European perch), 2865 nucleotides. Its product is annotated as potassium voltage-gated channel subfamily V member 2-like. Bases 127 to 1716 code for a protein of 529 amino acids. NCBI's taxonomy places the organism in Eukaryota, Metazoa, Chordata, Actinopteri, Perciformes, Percidae. The transcript has 2 exons. Gene Ontology annotation, molecular function: voltage-gated potassium channel activity. Gene Ontology annotation, cellular component: membrane; voltage-gated potassium channel complex. The record is from RefSeq and is a predicted model, not a curated record. Gene Ontology annotation, biological process: protein homooligomerization; potassium ion transmembrane transport.